Messenger RNA from Cotesia congregata, 1296 nucleotides. Lineage: Eukaryota; Metazoa; Arthropoda; Insecta; Hymenoptera; Braconidae. The record is from the annotation of a GenBank genome assembly.
CACCUGUUGAUUGAAAAACAAUUUUAUUUUAGGUACUGCGUUUUACUUUUUAGUGCAUUUAUUAUUUUUUUAUUAAUGCUAUCAAGUAAUUAUAGGAUUACAGGCUCGUUAAAAGGAGUAUUAAAAAUAUUUUUGAUAAAUUUAGUUAUUUAUACAAUAAUGGCUGAAGCGACCGACUAUCAUACAUUUACUUCAAAUUUAUUUAAGGCAGUGACAGAAGAUAAAAGUGAAAACAUAAUUUUCUCUCCAGUAAGUAUUCAUGUUGUCCUGUCAUUCCUGUCUCAUGGCGCUCGAGGAAAGACCGCCGAGAAAAUGAUUAAUAAUUUAUACAUAAAAGAUAUUGAUCAACUAAAAGCUGAUUACAAAAAUGUCUUAUCGAUAUUAAAUUCAACUGACAAAGCCGAGCUGCAUUUAGCAAAUUCAUUUUAUGUACACAACGAUGUUGAGCUGGUGCAUAAAUUCACAGCUUUAGGAGUGGAUUACUACAAUUUAUUAAUUACGAAAAUAAAUUUAUCCGAUAACGUGCAAUCAGCUAAACAGAUAAACAAUUGGGUUUUGGAGAAUACAAAUAACAGAAUUACAGAUAUUAUCUCUCCUGAUGAUAUUACUGAAGAUAGCAAAAUGUUUCUCGUAAAUGCUAUUUACUUCAAAGGAUUUUGGAAAGAUCCCUUUGAUAGUCAGCGUACUUCACCUAAAAUAUUUUACACUGCAAAUAACGCUCAUGUACUUACACCAGUUAUGAUUAAAAAGGCUCAUUUUGUUCACGGAGAUUUACCUAAUUUAAAUGCAAGGUUUCUCGAAAUUCCAUACACUGACGAAAAUUUAACUAUGAUAAUAAUUUUACCCUACGAAGUUGAAGGAUUGUCUUACGUAGAAAAAAAUUUCAACUGGAGUUAUAUAAUUAACUCAGAUUCUAUUAAAGGCGAAAUAAUAUUACAUGUUCCUAAAUUUAAGAUUGAGUCUACAGUAGAUUUAGAAAAAAUUCUCACCAAUAUGGGGCUAAAAGCAAUGUUCGAAGACACUGCUGAUUUUACAGGUAUGACAGACACGCCUGUAAAAGUCAGUAAAGUCAUACAAAAAGCGUUCUUAGAGAUAAACGAAGAAGGAUCUGAAGCAGCAGCGGCUACAGUAGUACAGAUUAGACUUAAGCGAAUGGCUGUACAGACAGAAGAGUUUAUAGUCGACCGUCCAUUUAUGGUUGCCAUUCGUCACAAGCUUUGUGACAUCCCAUUAUUUAUCGGUCAAGUAAAAGCUCCAAAUUUAAUAAUAAAAAAUCCUAACAAAGACGAGCUAUAA